UCAAUCCUAUCAGUAACGAAAGCUUCAGACAUACCGCGCAAUUCAAACUCUCCCGCAAUAUCACAACAAACAAGGCCCCAUAUUACAAUCAGUGAACAAAACUAUAUCAGCAGUCCCUCCCCAAGCGUGCUAUUAUCAGAUACUGAAUCAGAUUUACUGGCACAGCUAGAUCUACAACACAAACUCCUAUUGAUAUUCUAG
Molecule: messenger RNA, 201 nt
Organism: Racocetra persica
Lineage: Eukaryota; Fungi; Glomeromycota; Glomeromycetes; Diversisporales; Gigasporaceae
Source: the annotation of a GenBank genome assembly